AUGAAUCCUUUGCGCGUUCUUCUAUGCGGAUUCUUGGUCUUUGCGUCUGCGUCUGCCAGCUUCCAGAGUCCUCGCACUAAGCAUGAACUUGUUAAACCUCGUCUCGAGCAACUUGCACUAUCCUCUGACUUUAAGAUUACCGACAAGCCUACGACUCGCGAAUACAACUGGACCAUCUCGAUGCGAGAAGGUGCUCCUGACGGUUUCUAUCGCCAAAUGCUGGUCGUGAACGGACAGUAUCCUGGACCGACCAUUGAAGCUAACGAGGGGGACACAAUCAUAGUAAAUGUCAAGAACAAACUUCCCCAUGUCGGUACGAGUCUCCAUUGGCACGGUCUCUUCCAAAAUGGCACCGCUUGGAUGGAUGGCCCAGCCGGCAUUACGCAAUGCCCGAUCCCCUCGGGUGGCUCCUUCACGUACAAAUUCAAGAUCGAAGGACAGUAUGGGACUUAUUGGUGGCAUGCACAUGCUGGAGGACAACUAUCCGAUGGCCUUCAUGGGGCUUUAAUCGUUCAUUCGGUCAACGACCCAUGGAAACGCGGUGUACACUAUGACUAUGAUCAAAUCCUGAUCAUGGGGGACUGGUACCAUAACACCUCGGCUGAAAUCAUCAAGGCACUCGAUACUCCUGGUGGAUACCUCAGAAGACAAGCAGCACCUCCUCCCUACUCGGCAAUGUUCAAUGGGUUUGGAACUUGGGACUGCAAGAAAUUUGGUUCCCCAGACACCUGCUAUACGAGAGAACAGUUUGAGCUCAAGGUGUAUCCUAAUAAGAAGUACCGUCUUCGAUUGAUCAAUACUGCCUCUCAUGGUACCAAUGAUAUACAACUCGGUCGACGAACAACCCUUGACGUCAUCGAAGCUGACGAUACCCCAAUCUCCAGCCCCGAGGUGAACGGCCUCCACCGAGUCCAGACUCACAAUGGUCAGCGCUACUCGGUCAUUCUCAAGACCGACCAAGGGAAACCAGGCGAUGCCUUUUGGAUGCGUGGUGAGAUGAAUGAGCAAUGCUUUCCUUACCCUUUGGAGGAAAAAUCCAAUACCGCUUUUGCUGUCCUCCGAUAUAUCGAUGAUGAUUCUAGCCACAAACCAACAUAUCAUCUUCCUACGACCAAAGACUGGAAGGAUAAGCUUGGCAAGGACUGUAAAGAUAUCGAAGCCUGUAAACUGGUCCCCCUUGUCCGAGACGACCCUCCUAAAGUCGUCAAACAACAAGGAAUUUUCAACACACAAGUUGGGAAACAGAACACCUCUGACGGGAGUGUCACUCGGUUCUUUGUCAACCAUGUCGCGUUCGAACACUUGUGGUACCAACCUAUAUUGCACGACGUUAUUGAAGGGUGGAACGUUGAUAAUUCGAAUAUCAUGAGCAUGACGUUCGAUAACCCGAAGGAGCGGAUAUCAUUAUCAACAACCGGGAUAAUAUCGAUCACCCAUACCAUCGUGAGAUUUCAGCAUCUCUAUCGAUGCAUUAUCACUAACUUUGUUGAAGGCAAGGGCGCACUUUCGAUUGAAGAUUACAAGAAACUGAAGUUCAAUACCGACAAUCCCUUGCGUCGAGAUACCCAUGUUGUUCCUGCGAACUCAUGGGCUGUAUUGAGGGUCAAAUCCGAUAUACCUGGAGUAUGGUUCCUUCACUGUCACAUCGACUGGCAUCUUGCACACGGCUUUGCAGCGGUCGUGGUCAAUCAGCCCGAUGUCAUCAGGAAAUUCCAACUUCCCGAAAGUUCGAAAAAGUUGUGCAAGCAGAUCCCACCUGGCCUGAGACCCAACUCCACGUCCCUUGGCCGUCGCAAGUUUGGGUUGGGACCUAACCGCCAGGUUCCAAGACGCUUUUCAUACGAUACAAGCAAGAAUAUGAACUAA
Messenger RNA from Rhizoctonia solani, 1866 nucleotides. RefSeq names its product Multicopper oxidase. Gene Ontology annotation, molecular function: oxidoreductase activity; copper ion binding. The record is from RefSeq and is a predicted model, not a curated record. Lineage: Eukaryota; Fungi; Basidiomycota; Agaricomycetes; Cantharellales; Ceratobasidiaceae. The coding region runs from base 1 to 1866 and encodes 621 amino acids. The transcript has 9 exons.